This is a messenger RNA of Balearica regulorum gibbericeps (East African grey crowned-crane), 3015 nucleotides long. The record is from RefSeq and is a predicted model, not a curated record. NCBI's taxonomy places the organism in Eukaryota, Metazoa, Chordata, Aves, Gruiformes, Gruidae.
AUGGUCGCUCGUGGGCUUGGUCCUGAAGGGGGGCCCAGCACCCCAGGGCCCCUCAGAGCGGGACGUGGCCUGCACCCGCGGUGGGCAGUGCCAGCUCUCAGCUACCCCCAGGCCAGCGUGUGGGCGAAUAAAAAUGGCUGGUUGAAAAACAUCCUGAAGAGUCAGCCACCCACAUUCUUCCUCCGAAGAAUCAAAGAUUCCCAGCUCACAGGCUUUGAGAUAAACCAGAGGGUUUGUAUAGCUGUGACCUUUACAGAGGUGACUGAUCUAGUGACUCAGCUUGGUCACGGGGAGGGAGGACUUCUGGGCUCCUGUGCUGUGAAUGCCAUUUCAGCAAACCGCAGAAAGCAGUUUGAAUUUCUCAGCCGAGUGUGUGAAACACAUUCUCUCCAUGGAGAAAGACUGCAUUUACUGGGAAGGAAUGACAAGUAUGUGUCUCUGAUCAACUACAGCAUCCCUCGGCUAUGUCAGUUCACAGUGUGCAUUGACCUAAACCGGACGGCCAAUGUCAGCUCUUGGGCAGCAUUUUCCUAUGACACUAACAACACCUCCACUGACAUAAAUGACAUAGAGCUUGGACUCUCCGGAGAAAACAAGCAGUUAAGACUCUAUCUUUUUGGCACCAGACGAGACAUUGAGAUCAAUCUGGCUCUUUUUGUGUGGUAUAGCGUGUGCUGCUUGUGGGACACCAGGAAACAUCUGCUGGAGGUCUACUGCAAUGGUAAUCUUGUGCAUACUGAAACCAUUGGCAGUGCUGAGUGCCUGAAACCUAACGGUAGCCUGGUGCUGGGUCAUCUGCACAAAAGAAAAGAUGGCUUUAUUGUGCGGGUAAGCAACAGCUUCAUUGGCAGCUUGUACUACUUCCAAAUGUGGGACCGUGUGAUGGGUCGGGAAGAGCUGCUGGACUGCGCCAUGGGCAAUGCUGUGAGCUGGAAGGAAGUGUACUGGAACUUCAGCGGCAUCCUUCCCGUUGCAGACCGUCACCUGCGCUGUGGAUCGAGUGAAGCAUCGUCAACAAGGGCUCCCAUGCUGCCACCGUUAUCCCCGACCAGUAGCACCAAUGGCACCAUUCCACUCAGCUUCUUUAACGUUGACAUGAACUUUUCCCUUUUCUACAAAUCUGAGAGAGCUCCUGAUUACUAUGAUGCAAGGAAGCUUCUUGGAAACUGGUUUAGUAUCAUAUUUACUGGAGAAGAAUUUGUGAUGACAAACUUUAAAGUCAGUGCAAUUAAUAUUGAACUUGAACAAGCUUUUUGGAAGAAACCAAAUAUGAGUGAAUGUAAAUUACUGGAAGAACUUCCAAAUAAUAUUGUAGACCUCCAUGAUAUCAUGAUAACAGAAGAUGCAACACUGCAUAUGGAAGAAUUAGAAAUCAUUGCAAGUAAAAUUUCUGAUAUUGUAAGGCUUGCAGAUAUGAGUGUGACACUUGCAGGGACUAUAUUGUCGAUACUAAACUAUAUUUUGCUGCAAGAAAUAGAAGAUCAGAACAUUAGAAAAAUGACCAAUAGUAUCCUGAAGACAACUGAGGAGAUUGGCUAUAAGGUGACUUACACAGAAAGAAAUACGUCAGUCAUAACCACUUCCUUGGCUUUGUUGGUGAUGCGUCCAGAUCCCAGCGUAUAUGAAGGACUGGCCUUUGGCGUUACCUCCUAUGACAGAGGGGUGGAUCUCAAGAUCAAUGUUCAAGAAAAUCCUUUCAAAAAGGCCUUGGCCUCAGUGUUUUUGCCAAAAUCACUGAAGAAAUUCCUAGGGAUUGAGCACUCUGACCCAAACAAGCAUUCGAAGAUCCAGUUUAAGUUUUUUGGCGCUACUUCGCUCUUUGUGGAUGACGGUUUAACAAAGGAGAGGUUGAAUACUUAUGUCGUGAGUGCCAGCAUUGAAAACGCAUCAAUUCAGAACCUUAAUGAGCCUGUGACUAUUACUCUUCAGCACAUAGACCAAAAUAUGGGUAAUGCAGCAGUGCACUGCGUCUUCUGGGAUUUUCAGAAGAACGAUGGACUGGGUGGUUGGAAUACAUCGGGGUGUGAAAUAGAAUAUACAGAUAUGAAUUACACAAUCUGUUUUUGUAACCAUCUUACCCAUUUUGGAGUCCUACUGGACUUGUCCCGGACAGAGAUAGAUAUCGCACAUGAUCGUAUAUUAACUCUGAUAAGCUAUGCAGGAUGUGGUGCUUCUUCCCUUUUUUUGGGUAUAACACUGGUGACAUAUCUAGCCCUUGAAAAGCUGCGGAGAGACAACCCUUCAAAAAUCCUGCUCAAUCUCUGUACCGCACUGCUGAUGCUGAACAUGGUCUUCCUCACCAAUUCCUGGCUGUCCUCGUUCAACCAGCCAGAUCUCUGUAUCACCGUGGCCGUGCUCCUUCACUAUUUCCUUCUUGCAGCUUUCACGUGGAUGUGCCUGGAGUCUGUUCACUUUUACUUGGUUCUUGUCAAAGUUUUCAAUGUUUAUGUCCCAAAGUACAUCCUAAAAUGCUGUAUUGCUGGCUGGGGAAUACCAGCUAUUGUAAUUACUAUUGUGCUCAUUAUAAAUAAAGACUUCUAUGGCAAUGGAUCACAUUCUGAGAGCAAUCCGUUCAGCAGUUUUUGCUGGAUUCAGGAGAACACAGUGUUUUACAUCUCCGUUGUGGCCUAUGUCUUCUUAAUAUUUUUGACGAAUACAGGCAUGUACAUCACAGUUCUCCUUCAAAUCCACUCCGUGAAAUCAAGGACACAAAAGAGAACUGGAUUUUGGAAACAGGGUUUUCUCCAAGACCUCAGAAGUGCUUUCAGCUUGAUGUUCCUUUUGGGCUUAACUUGGGGCUUUGUCUUUUUUGCCUGGGGAGCAGUGAGGAUAUUUUUCUUGUAUCUCUUCAGCAUUUGUAACACCUUGCAAGGGUUCUUUAUCUUUGUGUUUCACUGCCUAAUGAAGGAAGAAGUAGUGAAGCAGUGCCGAGUACACUUUUGCUGGGGGAGAUUUCGUCUGAGUAAUUAUUCUGGUCAUACCGAAGCUGUGGCUUAUUCUGGGAUACCCCAGUGA